Molecule: messenger RNA, 3860 nt
Organism: Drosophila gunungcola (fruit fly)
Lineage: Eukaryota; Metazoa; Arthropoda; Insecta; Diptera; Drosophilidae
Gene: FucTA
Product: glycoprotein 3-alpha-L-fucosyltransferase A
Exons: 5
Coding region: 999-2510 (503 amino acids)
Cellular component (GO): membrane
Molecular function (GO): alpha-(1->3)-fucosyltransferase activity
Source: RefSeq, a predicted model, not a curated record
AAAACUCUAUAGAAACUAGAAUUAUUAGCAAAAGUAUUUAUGAAAGUUAUUAUUUACAAUGAUUUGUUAAAAAAAUGUAAGUUUUUAGAAGUAGGUAAACAUUUCUGAAGCCUGUGUAGAUGUUUUUGCGAGUGUAGAACAGUUGCGAAUUGGAGCGGGCAACUUGAGUGCGGUGCAGGCCCCAACCAAAACCCGCACCACACCACCUUAUUUGCAUGGCUACCAAAGUAGUGCGGAACCCCAGACCUCAGACCCUAAGUGAUGGUGCAACCGCCGGCGGAAUGAUUCACACAGUUGCACUCCCACACAGAGACGCAUGGAAUAGUGCCAUAAAUGACAUGUGAUAGAUGGAUGGACACUUGGUGAGGGCUUUGGGGGAUUAGCCAGGAAUGUGCCCCAAAUGAAGCUGCACACGCCUUCGCCGUCUCCUGUAAUUACGUUGCCUCCGGAGCAGGUCCAUAAAAGCCGUUGAUAGUAGUCAGCUUUUGCCUGAAGAAGGAGGAAUGGCCCAACCGCCGCUUCCUCAACCACUUCACUUGGUUCUCUGGCCCCCUUGUUCGUUUUAUUACGUAUACGCCGCGCUGGUCGAUGUGGAACAGCUCUUGAGGCGAGACAAACAUCUGCCUCAAUAUUUGGUCUGGGCAAAUAUGAAUUGUCCGAGUUCCAAUAUUUUCAUUGACUGAACGUAAGAGACUCUUGCCUCUCCCACAUGUUGGUAAUAUAUAUAUUUUGACAGACUUGAACCAAUCAUUUCAUGCCCUGCCGCUCGAAUCGGAACAAAUGCCAUCCGAUUCUUUCGUUCAAGCAUGACUAAUGGGAGAAACCUAAAAAAUUAUGUCGAUCAUCAUUAUAUCGGUCAUAUCUAAGUGCAAAGCGAAGCCAACUCACUAGAAAUUGCACAAAAAUGACAAACGCCAGCUGAAGAAGACGUAGUCGGUUCGUUGGCCCCCCAAAACCCGUAGUCUAGAGCCCCAUCGCUGAGGAGUGGAGUGGUCAACAUGCGGCGUCCGAAAAUAUCCCUCAAGAAGUACUUCUACUUCACACUGAUCUGCGCCCUCCUCCUCAUAUUCGGUUUCAGUAUCAAAGAGCACGAGAUAUGGAAGACGCGGGCUCCCCGUUCGGCACAAAUAACCACUCAGCAGCAGCACACCCAGCAUCUGCAUCAACUGCAGUCCAUGGACGAGGAGCAUCCACUGGCCACCAGUUCGACACCGGCGCCAGUCGCAGCCACUCUGCUUCCUGACGUGGCUGGCAAUUUCGUCGAGGAGCCGGAGAAGGCGCUUCUGGAGGAGGAGGAGACCGAGGCGGAUAGGCUGCAAGAGCCGCCGGCGGAAAAAGCCUGGUUCUUCAAGAACGGCGAGUACUAUCCCAAGCCGGCCAGGACAUACAGCAACCGCAAGGCCAGGAAGCGACAUGCUCCUCGGUUGCUGCCCCAUCAGGAUCCCUUCUCCGAUCGGAUCGUCAACCAGCUGAUGUACGUGCCGCACAACUACGAAGAGAUCAAGGCCAGCGGCAAACUGAAGACCAUCCUACUCUACAACGGCCUCGGUCCGUGGAACGUCAAGAAGGGCCGCGAAGUCUUCCUAAAAGCAAAGUGUCCCGUGGACACCUGCGAACUGACUGCCAAUCGCGAUCUGGCCAGCUCGGCCGACAUGGUCCUCUACAAGGAUCACUACAUCCCCACGGGCAUUCGGCGGCCCAGCAACUCCAAGCAGGUCACCAUGCUCUACUAUCUGGAGUGCCCGUACCACACGCAGAAUGUCAAGGUGCCCGAUGCCAUCAACUGGACAGCCACCUACAGGAGGGACAGUACUAUUGUUGCGCCCUAUGAAAAAUGGCAGUACUUCGACACAAAAGUGCAGCAGCAGGAGCAGGACAUAAACUACUCCGUCAACAAAACCAAGAAGGUGGCUUGGUUUGUGUCCAACUGUGGGGCGAGGAAUGGCCGGCUGCAGUACGCCCAUGAACUGCAAAAGCACAUCGAGGUUGACAUCUACGGGGCAUGCGGCAACUUCAAGUGUUCACGGAGCACGGCCGACAAGUGUUUCGAGAUCCUCGACAACGAUUACAAGUUCUACCUGGCGUUCGAGAACUCCAACUGCAAGGACUACAUCACGGAGAAGUUCUUUGUGAACGCACUGAACCGCAGGGUGCUGCCCAUUGUGAUGGGUGCCCGUCCGGAGGACUACGAGGUGAGUGCGCCGCGACGAUCCUACAUCCACGUGGACGAGUUCGCCUCGCCCAAGGAGUUGGCCGAGUAUCUGCGCAUCCUGGACCGCGACGACGAGCUGUACAACUCGUACUUCAAGUGGAAGGGCACCGGGGAGUUUAUCAACACGUACUACUGGUGUCGCGUGUGUGCCACCCUGCACAACGAGGAGCAGCUGAGGAAGCCACGCUGGUACACGGACCUCAACGACUGGUGGCGGGGACCCGGAGUCUGCACCACGAGAUCCUGGCGAAACUUUAAGGCGCGCAAGGACAUCAUCAGCGACUCCAGCGACGACUGAGUCCAGGUGCUCGAGGCGAUCCAGAUCGUUGCGUUGAGCAGAAGUCAGCAUCAGGCAUUUUAGUGAGUCAUUCGCUUCUGAAACGUUGUUUUGUAGGUAUCACCAUCGCCAUCUCUAAUUUCACUAUCACUAUCACUAUCCAUAGGAUGGGUUUAUUUUGCUUCGAGAAAAAAAAAUAGGUGCAAUAGGCAGUCUUUAUCCCUUUCCAAAAACUAGUUUUAAAACUUAAAAUACGUAGAGAGAAGAGCAAAGAGUAAUGGCCAAAUAUUUAUUAUCAAAACCUGUAAUAUUAGUUUUAGUUCUUCCUCUAUUAUCUGUAAUAAUUAUUUUUAGCCCCCAAGGCUAACGAAUUUUUACUUAGUAACUUUAAUUUUAUUCCAUGAUUGCUGUUCGCAACUAGAAUGUUCUCAAAACAAACGACCCAUCCUUCGCUAUCCAUGUGUAAAGAUUCGCUUCGUUUUUGCCGGAGUUUUACGUAAAUGUUUUUUGUAGCUAGUAAGUAAGCAAACGAAAGCUCGGAGCUGGCGACGUCCGGGGGAAUCAAAUCAAACCGAGAAGGCACGAGGUGAGGAGCGUUCAAACACUACCCCAUAGACUAAAGAUCCCCGUGCUGAUCGUUGUAACAUAUACAAUACCAGAUGCAUAAGAGAACCUAAACCUAGAAACCUAGCCUAGUUAUUUAUGGAUAUACAAAUGAUAUGUAUACAUAGUUCGAUAAUUUAUAUAGUUGUUUAAACAAAAAGCAAGUCCAAAAUAGACCAUAACACGAUAGAGAGAGGCAAGCAAGUUACAGUAGUUUGACAUUAUAUGGCUUAACUGCAAUGAGAAGAGGCGUCAGCAAAAUAGCUUAGUUCUUUUGUAAGUGUUUUUUGUAAGCAAUCAGCAGCUGAUGGAUCAUCCUGAAAUAUGUUGCCUGUUAUUAGAGCACAUUUUCAUUUCACAAUUCGAUUUUCAGUUUUAUAUCUUAUCUAGCCUGGCUUUUGGUUGAAAUGUUAGCUGUAUAGAGCUACUUGAAAAGGUUUCCCAGCCUGUUGACUAACUAACUUACUCUAAAACCGAUUCGCACAAGCUAAUAUAUAUAUCUGAUCUAAUACAAAUACAAUCUGCAUUCCUAUUUUUCACAAGAUAUCAUAGGGCGUAUUAUUUCAAUUCGAACAGCGCAUAUGUGUGUUUUACAAUUUUUAGCAAUAUUUGUAUUUAUUGUGUAACAUUUAAUUUAUAAGUAUCGAAUAAUAUCAUCUGUGUGUGUAUUUUGAUUGUGAACUUGUUUAAAUUAUAAUUUUUACUGUGAUACAAAAAAUAAUAAUUAUAAUAAACAAGAAUUAAACAGUGGCAACUUAUGGCAAACAA